Molecule: messenger RNA, 3023 nt
Organism: Paramormyrops kingsleyae
Lineage: Eukaryota; Metazoa; Chordata; Actinopteri; Osteoglossiformes; Mormyridae
Gene: maf1a
Product: MAF1 homolog, negative regulator of RNA polymerase III a
Biological process (GO): negative regulation of transcription by RNA polymerase III
Cellular component (GO): nucleus
Molecular function (GO): RNA polymerase III core binding
Source: RefSeq, a predicted model, not a curated record
CUGUCACCUGCGCCUAAGCUCGGAUCGUCCCCUGCAGGGGGUCGCGGAAGCUAAAAAAACAAAAUGAAGCUGUUGGAGAAUUCAAGCUUCGAGGCCAUAAACACGCAGCUGACCAUAGAGACCGGAGACUGCCAGAUAAUAGGGCGGAUCGAAAGCUACUCCUGCAAAAUGGCAGGCGAAGACAAGCAGAUGUUCAAGCAGUUCUGUCAGGAGGGGCUCCCACAUGUGCUCGAAGCUCUGUCCCCUCCCCAGACCACAGGGAUCAGUCCCAAUAAGCUGAGCCAAAGCCAAAGCGGCGACGAGGCAGAGGGGCCUCUCUCCGACAAGUGCAGCCGCAAGACGCUCUUCUACCUGAUCGCCACCCUCAACGCCUCCUUCCGUCCCGACUAUGACUUCAGCCGCACGAAAAGCCAUGAUUUCAGCAAGGAACCCAGUGUUAACUGGGUGCUCAAUGCCGUGAACAGCAGCCUGUCUUCAGCUGCAGGGGGUGAAUUCAGUCGUCUUCAGCCCCAACUCUGGCAGGCAGUCGAUGAUGAGAUCUGCCUCUCGGAAUGCGACAUCUACAGCUACAGGCCCGACCUGGAUUCAGACCCAUACGGGGAGGAGGGAAACCUCUGGUCAUUCAACUAUUUCUUUUACAACAAGAGGCUCAAGCGGAUCGUCUUUUUUACAUGCCGUUCUGUCAGUGUGUUCAUGACUCCAGUGGACUCUGAAACUGGGAAUGACCUGGAUCUGGAUCUAGAGGAGGGGAGCUUUGAGGAAGAGGAGAACAUUGAUGAGGACAGGUGUGACACGUUGUGCACCUGAUGAAUCCAGGGCUGAACAUUCCGGAAUCUUCUUCUCUGUAGCUACUCUCCAGUACGCCUGCAGUUGAGACACCAGCAUUUUUGAUAAAGCAUUUAACUCAACAUGCAUUUUGCCUGAAGUUGGUGUGUUAAUUUUUCAGCUUUUGAGAUUGGAAAUCCGACUGCAUGCUAGAGUGUGAGGCAGUACCAUAGUAAUUAAGCUGAUUGUUCCAGCAAUUCUUUAUUUCAUAGCUUUUUUCUUGCACAAGCUUGCACUACUCUGCCUUGUCCUUAGGCAUUCAUUUUAUUUAUAUUGAGGAUAUAUCUUUACUUUUAUAUGAAAUGUUUUUAUAUUAAACGUUUUUACUUGCAAGUCAGAGAAUAAUAUUCCUUCUGUGUAUAAUAUCACCAUAAAAUCCUACAGAAAUGUAUGCUGAGAUGAGAAUGGACUUUGAAACUGUAUAAGAAUUUUACUUUGUGUGUGUGUGUGUGUGUGUGUGUACAUAUAAUGUAUAUUGGCUAUAUGGUUAGGAGAGAAUUAAAAAAAACAAACAUUAUUUUUAUUGGGUGUUGCUGGUGGCUUUGUUGCAGUGUAUGCAGUAACAUGUUCAUGUUCAAAGAAUUGUUUCUCUGCCAAACCUGCUUCAUCAUUCCAGUCUCGGUAGCCCUUGUAUAGUGUGAGGCCCUUUCUGAGCCUUGUCAUUGAUACUUAAGAAUCAGGACAUCGACAAAGUUAGUGAAAUUCUCUUUAAAGUUCUGUUUUUGGACACUAGAUGUCACCAGUUCAUCAUUUCAUCAUAGUCUCUACAUAUAGACAUAUUAUCACUGUCCACUUUAUAUACUUCUCUAUGUAUGUAUUGAGGUUUUAUUAUAAGAUUUUUCACAUUCUGUCUUGAAGCUGAAUGUUGAAGGUGUUUUCCAGCUGUAUUAGUGAUUAAACUUUCACGUUAAAAGAAACCACUGGUUUGAAGUUGGUAAGCAUCCAUACUAUAUGGCUUUUGCGUUUUGCGGUGUGCUGGGAUGGUUCUGGCGAAUUUUAUAGAGUCCUGAGGCCAUAACUGUAAGAAUCAUAACUUAAAAAAGUGUAAUGAGGUCUUGAGACCUGAAUUUAGUUGUUUUCACCAGAUUGUGGUGAUGAAUAAUUUCUUUAAACAAGCGACCACACCUGUGAUCAGUGAGUAGUCAGUUGCUGGCUUGUAAUGUAGUAUUGGGUUAAUUCUUUUGUCUUGGCUUUUAAUUUAACCAAAGCUGGGCUUGAAUUUUACAUUUUUUGCUUGUGUUUUGACAUGUGAGUAAUCUAAGGUGUUGCAGAAAUUCCAUUUCUUCAGUGGGCAGUAUUGGGCAGAUUACCUGUUUUUGUGUGGGGUUUUAUUUUGUUAGCGUACUGUUGGCCAUGAUAGUUAUUUAACACAAUAUAGUCUUUGUAAAUUCCAAAUGAAUCAGAGUAACUCUGGCAUGAUGCCCUUCAUGCCGAGGUUUAUUUUCUGUGUUUUUUUGUUAAUAACCCAUUAUGCUAGGUGUACAAUUGUAGUUUUCCUAAAUAAACCUAGUUAAACUAAAGUAUAAUGGAUGUAACGAAGUGGGCUUCAUACUGAAUGAACAGAAUUAGCUGUAGGGUAUGUUCUUAAGAAGUAUGUAUCUCAUUUCAUUUGUAAUAGGGUUAAGAACAUGAAUAGCAUGACUUUUUGUACUAGGGGAUUGUAAUGUCUUUGUUUUGCAGUCUAAUAAUAGUACUAUCAAGGUAUUGUAAUAGUUUCAUAAGGCUUUCAUUAGAAUUGCAGUGUGAGAAGGCAGCUACUGUUAUUUGCUGAACUUGUGAACUAUGAUUGUGUUUAUAGCUUGGUUGUGUUUUCAUGAAAUGGGGCCCCCAGAUAAUGUUUGUUUAAUUCUGAGUGACUUCUAUACAGGAUCUUAAAUUCUAUAUUUCACUUUAACUCUGUACAUUUGACCUCAGAAACAUAUGAGUUCAAGUAGAAUUCACAGUGAAUAAAUAUAGUUAGAAAUGGGUACCAAAUGCAAUGGGACAAAUGACAAACUUGUAACCUUUCACUUAACAGUUGUGAAAAAAAUAACCUCCAAAUGUGUUAUAUAUAUUUUUUUUUUACAGUUUUUGUUGUCUUACAUAUACAUACAUUUCUCUUUAUUUCUGUAUGUAUAUAAGUAUAAAGUACAUUUGAGUUUCUCAAAGCUAUUAUGCUUUUACUGGAUGUCUGAUCCAAUAAACAUUCCUCCUAAACA